Molecule: messenger RNA, 2784 nt
Organism: Trichoderma harzianum CBS 226.95
Lineage: Eukaryota; Fungi; Ascomycota; Sordariomycetes; Hypocreales; Hypocreaceae
Exons: 9
Coding region: 1-2784 (927 amino acids)
Biological process (GO): intracellular signal transduction; phosphatidic acid biosynthetic process; cell motility
Molecular function (GO): D-type glycerophospholipase activity
Source: RefSeq, a predicted model, not a curated record
AUGGGUCUCUUUGGCAAGGUCGAAGCCUUCUUUGGAGGUGGACAAGAGGAGGAAAGGCACUCUCAUUCGCACUCGGGCUAUCAGUGCGAUGAGCUUCACCCUGAGGAACACACUGCCAACAGAUUCCAGUCCUUUGCAGCUCCUUCAUCCGGCAACAUCAAGUGGUUCGUCGAUGGCUGCUCCUACUUUUGGGCCGUGUCCGAGGCCCUUCAAAGGGCGCAGGAGAGCAUAUAUAUCCUCGACUGGUGGUUGAGCCCUGAGCUCUACCUACGUCGCCCUCCUUCUCGCAACGAGCAGUAUCGCCUUGACGCUAUGCUUAAGGCUGCCGCCGAGCGUGGAGUCAAGGUCCAUGUCAUUGUGUACAAAGAAGUCGAGGCAGCUCUCACUCUUGACUCUGCGCACACAAAGCAUGCCCUUGAGAAGCUACACCCCAACAUUAGCGUCUUCCGUCAUCCUGAUCACGCUCCCGCAGGAUACGACAUUGCUUCAGAAAUUGGCAACUCAUUCAAGAAUUUGACAAACUUUAAUUUGGCAACCAUGUCUAAGGACACUCUCAAGGCAAUCUACGGUGCAGCAGACGAUGUUGUUCUCUACUGGGCUCAUCAUGAAAAGCUCCUUGUUGUCGACCGUAAUCUGGUUUUCAUGGGUGGCCUUGAUCUGUGUUUCGGACGAUGGGAUACUAAUUCCCAUCCAAUUGCAGAUGCUCACCCUGGAAAUGUCGACAACAUCAUCUUCCCCGGCCAAGACUACAAUAACGCCCGAAUUUUCGACUUUGCUGAUGUUGGAAACUGGGAUCAGAAUCAGCUGGAUCGAACCAAGAGCUCAAGAAUGGGCUGGUCCGAUGUUGCUUUGUCUAUGAACGGCCCCAUCGUGUCUGAUCUUGUUUCUCACUUUGUUGAUAGAUGGAACUUCAUGUAUGACGCCAAGUAUAACGAAAAAGAUCCCGGAAAGUACGUAAGACUCAGCAUGCCUGGAAAUUAUGGUCCAUCGCAGCGGGGAUAUGUACAAGAGGGAUCCGAAGAGCAAGAAUACGAAGAGCGAAGGGGUGGCGGCGGCAUGCUUAGUCGCUUCACCGAAUCUCUUGCUGAUGAAAUGGGAAAUCUUGGUUUGUCAGAAGGUCAUCGAUCUCAUCAUUCUCAUCGUUCCCAUCGUUCUGAAGAAUACGAUGACGAACGCAGCUACGACCGACGCAGUGGCAGGGGAGGUGCUCGCAUUCAGCUUACACGAAGCUGCACCAAGUGGUCGUCUGGCCAUGCCACAGAGCACUCGAUCGCAAAUGCUUAUGUCAGUGCUAUAACGAAUGCCAGGCACUUUGUCUACAUAGAAAACCAAUUUUUCAUCACGGCCACCAGCGACGAACAGCGCCCCGUAUCCAACAAGAUUGGAGCCGCCAUAGUUGACCGUAUCGUUCGAGCAUAUGAAGAAGGUCAGCAGUUCAAGGUGUGGGUAGUGAUGCCCGCCGUCCCGGCUUUCGCCGGAGACUUGAAGUCCAAGGACGCCCUCGGAACACGAGCCAUCAUGGAAUUCCAGUAUAACUCCAUCAGCAGGGGUGGACACAGCAUUAUUCAGAAGCUUGUCGCCGCCGGUAUCGAGAACCCUAGGGAGUACAUUGGCUUCUACAACCUUCGAAACUACGAUCGCAUCAACACAUCCAGCACUCUGCGGCAGGCAGAAUCUCGCUCUGGCGUCUCGUAUGAGGAUGCGCGAAGAUAUCACGAUGACUACGUCAAUGAAGAACGAUACAGCCGAGACGAUGAGGAGCGUUAUGAGCGAGACCGCUACGGCCGAGAUGACCGCUACGGCCGGGGUGAUGAAGACCGCUAUGACCGGGACCGCUACAGCCGAGGUGAUGAGGACCGCUAUGAUCAGGAUCGCUACGACCGAGGCGAUGAAGACCGCUACAGUCGACGCGAUGAGGAUUCUUCCAACUACGAUAGAUAUCAACGCCAAGCCCAAUCCGUCCCAGAUGACACUCGGGAUACAGUGAGUGCCGCCUAUAUGAAGAACGGCCCCAAGAUUUCCGAGAUCCCAUGGAACGGUGCCCCCGGAGACGAGUUCAACGCCUUCGUGAGCGAGCAGCUAUAUAUCCAUACAAAGCUCCUCAUUGCCGACGACCGCCUCGUCAUCUGCGGCUCCGCCAAUUUGAACGAUCGCUCCCAGCUGGGAACUCACGACUCUGAGAUUGCAGUGGUGAUCGAGGGCCCAACUACUCUUGACUCUUACAUGAAUGGCGAGCAGUACUCGGCCAGUGAAUUCGCCGCCUCUCUGCGAAGGCAAAUCUUCCGCAAGCACCUUGGCUUGCUCCCCGAUCAGCGAUGGGACCAGCCAACCCAAAACUGGCUGCCGGUGACCGACGCACCCAACGACUACGACUGGGGCUCGUCUGCCGACAGGCUCGUAGAAGACCCCCUGAGCCCUGACUUUUUGAAUCUAUGGGAAGACGUUGCACACACAAACACGAAGGUAUUCAGCCGGGCGUUCCACCCCGUUCCUGACGACCGCGUGCGCACCUGGGACGACUACGACGAGUUCUUCUCAAAGCACUUCAUCAUCCCUACCGCCAAGGGAGACGACAAGAAGCCCAAGGACGGUGAGGAGGGCAAAGUUCCUUACGGCCACGUCGUUCCCGAGGAGUUCCCCGGUGGCGUGGAGGAGUUGAAGGACUGGCUGGGCCGCAUUCGUGGCAACCUCGUCAACAUGCCUCUUCAGUUCCUCAUCGACGUUGAGGAUAUUGCCGAGGAGGGUCUGACGCUGAAUGGCCUCACAGAUGAAUUGUACACAUAG